This is a messenger RNA of Punica granatum (pomegranate), 1590 nucleotides long. Lineage: Eukaryota; Viridiplantae; Streptophyta; Magnoliopsida; Myrtales; Lythraceae. The record is from RefSeq and is a predicted model, not a curated record.
UCCUCGGACUAAUAAAAGCUACUUUCCUUUCAUUUCCGCUUUUCCAAUCUUCUCUCUCUCUCUCUCUCUCUGCGUUCGCCUAAAACCAUAACCCCUGCAACUCUGCAACUGCAACUGCAAAUCUCUCCCUCUGCCUCUCUCUCUCUCUCUCUCUCUCUCGUUAUAUGCUCUUUGAGGCCUCCUGCUGAUCCCCGGCUUCACACACCCCUCUCCCCCACUCACCAUGGCCAACAACCACACCGAGCCUCCCACAGACGACUUCCUCGAGCAGCUCUUCGGCCUCCCCAACUUCCCCGCCCCCGAGGCUGGCCUCCCCACUGGCGAAGGGCCCCCCAUGGCCGCUGCCGCUCCUCCUCCCAUGAUGCUCCAGCUCAGCUCCGGUGACGGCUCCGGCCACAUCGCCACCCUCGGCCCCGGCGGCGGAGCGGGCGGCGGAUACCACCAGCCCCCGAUGUUCCCUCUGGGGUUGAGCCUGGAGCAGGGUGGCGGGGGAGGGUUCCUGAAGCCCGAGGAUGCGUCUGGGAGAGGGAAGCGGUUCCGUGAUGAGGUCGUUGAUGGCAGAGCUUCUACAGUUAAAAACGUUUUUCAUGGGCAACCAGUUUCCACCACUGUCCCUGCAGCACCACAUCCACCAGCAAUGCGCCCUAGAGUGAGGGCGAGACGAGGACAGGCGACAGAUCCACAUAGCAUUGCUGAACGGUUGCGCAGGGAGAGAAUAGCUGAAAGAAUUAGGGCAUUGCAAGAACUUGUCCCUAGUGUCAACAAGACUGAUAGAGCUGCUAUGCUCGAUGAAAUUGUGGAUUAUGUGAAGUUCCUGAGGCUCCAAGUGAAGGUUCUCAGCAUGAGUAGAUUGGGAGGAGCGGGUGCAGUGGCACCACUAGUGACUGAUAUCCCACUAGCAUCCGUUGAGGAAGAAGGUGGUGAAGGUGGAAGGAACCAGCCCGCUUGGGAAAAAUGGUCGAAUGACGGAACAGAGCGACAAGUCGCGAAGCUCAUGGAAGAGAAUGUGGGGGCCGCUAUGCAGUUCCUACAGUCCAAGGCUCUCUGCAUAAUGCCCAUCUCCCUAGCCACUGCCAUUUACCACUCUCAACCGCCGGACACUUCUUCCCUCGUCAAGUCUGAAAGCAACCCCACAUCUUAAAGAGGUGAAAACCAAAUCCUGCCUACAUUGACUGGUACAAUAAUUAUUAUCAUCAGUAGGAAUGGGUAGGCUAAUUGAUGCUGCAAUGGGAAGUAGCCCGGGAUUUUAUGUUCGCAGUCUGGUAGUGGGCUAAUAUAAGCUGCUGUACAGUGACAGUGUCAGGCAUACAGAACCAUUGACUUGUACCGACCUGGGGUGUUUUGCGCCACAGUGGGUUAACUGGUGAGGUUACUGAUCCGAUGACUAUAAUGGUCUUUGUAGAGUCCAGGCAACAUUAGUAGUAUUGUAAUAAGAGUUACAAAUCCCACAUGGUCCCCAGCUUAUAAGUGAGUUUUACUCGGCCACUUGGCGGAGUAACAAUCAAUCAUAAUGCAUGUAAGUGGUAAAUUGAAUUCAAUAGUCCCUUACAUUCCUAUGUUCAGAUAUUUUAAUUGAUGGUUACUCAUUGA